AUGCCUUUUAAUACUCCUAUCCAGUCCGCCCUGAAGGCCCGUUCAGUUGCGUUCGGGUUCUGGCUCACACUUCCCAGUGCUGCUGUCGCUAAGACAAUUAUUCACGGCUCUUCGGGAUCCUCAGCUAGGUUCAGCUGGAUCCUGGUUGAUGCGGAGCAUGGCCUCAUUUCCGACCACCACUAUUACGAGCUUAACAACGCCAUUGGCUCCGAAGGCGUGAGCCCCAUUAUUCGAGUUCCCUGCGCCGAGGAGUGGAUGAUCAAGCGUGCUCUCGAUGCAGGCGCCCACGGUAUCAUGACACCCAUGUGCCACACGGAGGUAUGUAUUCCAGGCCAGAACGACUACUCUGGACGUCUUCCUCCUUCCAACCGGGCGAGCAUGAAGCUGAUAGACCAUCUCUUUCCACAGGCCGAUGCCAUCAACAUUGCCAAAUGGACACGGUACCCUCCCAUCGGCACGCGUGGCUACGGACCGAUGUUUGCGCCUCACUCCUUCCCGGGCGUCGACCCCGGCGCUGACCACGACGACGGCGCAAACGAAGGCCUGACCACCUUCGUGCAGAUCGAGUCCCGGUCCGGAGUUGAGAAUGUCGAGAAGAUCGCCGCCGUGGACGGUAUCGACGUGCUUCUAAUCGGCCCCUUUGAUCUGGCUAAGCAGUUGGGUGUGACGCGCGGGGGUGCAGAGCAUGAGGCUGCUAUUCAGCGGAUCAAGAAGGCCGCGCAUGCGGCUGGGAAGAAGGCUGCAAUUUUCUGUACUGGCGGCGCCGAUGCCUACGCUCGCGGCCAGGACGGAUUCGAAAUGGUUUCUGUUAACACGGAUGUUGGUGUUAUUCGGUCUGCUAUGCUGAACGAGUUGAAGGUUGCUAAUGGGGAGAGCGCGCAGAGUGGACCUGGAGGGUAUUGA
Messenger RNA from Aspergillus melleus, 903 nucleotides. RefSeq names its product HpcH/HpaI aldolase family protein. The transcript is spliced from 4 exons. NCBI's taxonomy places the organism in Eukaryota, Fungi, Ascomycota, Eurotiomycetes, Eurotiales, Aspergillaceae. Gene Ontology annotation, molecular function: aldehyde-lyase activity. Bases 1 to 903 code for a protein of 300 amino acids. The record is from RefSeq and is a predicted model, not a curated record. Gene Ontology annotation, cellular component: cytoplasm.